UCCCCGCCUUCCCCGCCCUCCGCCGCCUCCCGCGGCCCCCGCGCCCGCUCCGCGCCCUCUCCCCGCCCGCCCGCCCGCCCGCCAUGAGCCCGGCCGACGCCAAGCGUGGGGCCAAGCGCCGGAAGAACAAGCGGGGCGGCGGCGGCGGCUCGGGCGGGGGUAACGGCGGCGCGAGCGGUGGCAAGGCCGGCCCGGUGGAGGCGCUGCGCGGCUCCCAGGCCGCGGGCCUGGCGGCCCCGGGCGGCGCGACGGCGGCCAACGGGUCCCUCGGCGCGGGUGCGGGCGCCGCCGCCCCCGGAGGCUACUUCGAGACUCCUUUUAGUUUUGGCAUGAAUCAUAGGACACCACCCUACCCCGCUGGGGAUUAUUGUCUUCUGUGCAGAAGUGAACGGAAAGACACUUCAUUCUUAGAGAGUGGAAUUAAGACUGCAAGCAAAUUGGCCCUUUCCAUGGCUCCCAAAGGCAACAGUGUGCUGCACCUGCCGCUGUGGGUGUGCCCGGACUGCCGGAGGACCAUGGAGAAGGAGGAGAGGCAUGGCGGCCUUGACCAGCCAGUGGGCCAAGAUUUUCUUCUUCACUCCCCACUUGGUGGCUCCCAGCCUGAGGCUGGUGGGGGCGGGAGGCUGGCUCUGGGUGCACAGACGCUGCCCUCGGCGGGGCUGGGCACCACACCUUCAGAUGCAGCGUGCUCGUGCGAGGCCUGCAGUGAGCGCAGAGAAAUUUCGGCAGAGACUGACCGGGAACCUCAGCAGCUGCAGAACUACUGGUCGGAAGUGCGCUACAUGGUCCGCUGCAUAUACCGCCAGGCGGGAACCCCGCUAGCAGACGACCAGGACCAGUCUCUGGUACCUGACAAGGAGGGAGUGAAGGAGCUCGUGGAUAGGCUCUGUGAGAGGGAUCCCUACCAGCUUUACCAGCGGCUGGAGCAGCAAGCCCGAGAGUACGUGCUGGAGAUGAAGGUCCGCCUGCUUCGGCAGCUGUCAGCCGCGGCAAAGGUGAAGGCACCGUCCGGCCUACAGGGCCCUCCCCAGGCACACCAGUUUAUCUCCCUCCUCCUCGAAGAGUAUGGUGCCCUCUGCCAGGCCGCGCGUUCCAUCAGCACCUUCCUCGGUACUCUGGAAAAUGAACACUUGAAAAAGUUCCAGGUGACAUGGGAACUGCACAAUAAACACCUGUUUGAAAACCUGGUCUUUUCGGAGCCACUUCUCCAGAGCAACUUGCCAGCACUGGUGUCACAGAUCAGGCUGGGAACCACCACACAUGACACCUGUAAUGAGGACAUGUACAGUACCUUGUUACAGAGGUACCAGCGCUCUGAGGAAGAGCUGCGCAGGGUCGCCAAGGAGUGGCUGGAGUGCCAGAAGAGGAUUGACGCCUACGUGGACGAGCAGAUGACAAUGAAAACCAAACAGCGCAUGUUAACAGAGGACUGGGAGCUUUUUAAACAAAGGCGAUUCAUUGAAGAACAGUUAACUAAUAAGAAAGCAGUUACUGGUGAGAACAAUUUCACAGACACCAUGAGGCACGUGUUGUCGUCGCGACUGAGCAUGCCUGACUGCCCAAACUGCAACUACAGACGGAGAUGUGCUUGCGAUGACUGCAGCCUCUCACACAUCCUCACUUGUGGUGUCAUGGACCCCCCCGUCACUGACGACAUCCACAUUCACCAGCUACCACUCCAGGUGGAUUCCGCUCCUGACUAUCUCUCUGAGAUGCGCCCACCUAGCGUGUCAUCAGCAAGCUCAGGGUCAGGUUCCAGCUCUCCCAUUACAAUUCAGCAACAUCCCAGACUCAUCCUCACAGACAAUGGCUCUGCACCAACUUUUUGCAGCGAUGACGAAGACGUGGCACCGCUGUCAGCUAAGUUUGCUGAUAUUUAUCCACUGAGUAGCUACGAUGAUACCGAGGCGGUAGCCAACAUGAAUGGAGUCCACAGCGAACUGCAUGGUGCGGGGGAGAACAUGGCCCUGAAGGACGAGUCCCCUCAGGAAAGCAGUACCAAUAGUAGUUCUUCAGAAGCUGAUGAUGAAGAAGCUGAUGGAGAGAGCAUUGGGGAGCCGCCGGGAGCCCCGCAGGAAGAUGGAGCUCUAGGAAACAGGAGCCCCAGGAAAGAAGAAAGUAAAGUGGACAGUCCACCUCCAUCGUAUCCAGCUCAGCAGGCUGAACAAGCUCCAAACACUUGUGAAUGUCAUGUUUGUAAACAAGAAGCUUCUGGACUGACAGCUUCAGCAAUGACAGCUGCAGCCCUUCCUCCUGGCCAUCAGUUCAUGAAUCCAGAGAAGCCCACCCACCCCGCGCUGCACCUCUACCCCCACAUCCAUGGACAUGUGCCUUUGCACACUGUCCCGCACCUGCCUCGCCCUCUCAUCCACCCCACCUUGUACACAGCGCCCCCCUUUACACACAGUAAGGCUUUACCGCCAGCACCUGUUCAGAAUCACACAAAUAAGCAUCAGGUAUUCAAUGCAUCUCUUCAAGACCAUAUUUAUCCGAGCUGUUUUGGGAAUACUCCAGAGUGGAAUAGUUCUAAAUUUAUAAGUCUUUGGGGAUCAGAAGUGAUGAAUGAUAAGAACUGGAAUCCUGGCACUUUCUUGCCAGAUACAAUUUCUGGGAGUGAUAUAUUAGGGCCAGCACUCUCAGAAACAAGACCUGAAGCCCUCCCUCCUCCAUGUAGCAGUGAAACACCUGCAGUUUCGGAUAGUAAAGAGAAAAAAAACGCUGCAAAAAAGAAAUGUUUGUAUAAUUUCCAAGAUGCUUUUAUGGAAGCAAACAAAGUUGUCAUGGCUACUUCCUCAGCCACAUCCUCUGUGUCGUGCACAGCAACUACAGUGCAGUCGAGCAACAGCCAGUUCAAAGUGUCAUCCAAGAGAGCACCCUCAAUAGGUGAUGUCUUUCAUGGCAUCAGCCAGGAGGACCACAGACACUCGGCACCCGCUGCUCCAAGGAACAGCCCCACAGGCGUGGCCCCGCUCCCGGCCCUCUCUCCUGCCGUGCUCUCGCCGGCCUCCACGCCUCACCUUGCAAAUCUUGCAGCCCCCUCAUUCCCCAAAACCGCAACCACAGCUCCUGGGUUUGUGGACACGCGCAAGAGCUUCUGUCCUGCCCCUGGGGCACCCCCACCUCCCACCACAGACGGCUCCAUUAGCGCCCCUCCGAGCGUGUGCAGUGACCCUGACUGUGAAGGGCACCGCUGCGAGAACGGUGUUUAUGACCCCCAGCAGGACGAGGGGGAUGAGAGUGCAGACGAGGACAGCUGCUCCGAGCACAGCUCCAGCACCUCAACUUCCACCAACCAGAAGGAGGGCAAGUACUGUGAUUGCUGCUACUGCGAGUUCUUUGGGCACGGCGGGCCUCCAGCCGCACCAACAAGUAGAAAUUAUGCAGAAAUGAGGGAAAAGCUUCGUUUACGGCUGACCAAGAGGAAAGAAGAGCAACCUAAAAAAAUGGAUCAGAUCUCGGAAAGGGAAAGUGUUGUUGACCAUCGAAGGGUCGAGGAUUUGUUACAGUUUAUAAACAGCUCAGAGACCAAACCAGUAAGCAGCACUCGGGCAGCCAAGCGAGCAAGGCACAAGCAGAGGAAGCUAGAGGAGAAGGCUCGCCUGGAAGCCGAGGCCAGGGCCCGGGAGCACCCGCACCUUCAGGAGGGGCAGAGGCGGCGGCAGGAGGAGGAAGAUGAGGAGGAGGAAGAGCACUUCAAGGAGGAGUUUCAGCGGCUUCAGGAGCUUCAAAAACUAAGAGCUGUGAAAAAGAAGAAGAAGGAGAGGCCAAAUAAAGACUGUCCCAAGCUGGACAUGCUUGCUAGAAAUUUCCAGGUACCAACAGAGUCUGUCCCUAACUCUGAAAACAUCCACAAUGGCUCACUAGAGCUAACUGAAGGACCAGAAACCUCAUCUCGCUCCCCUUCCAGACACAUGGACCACACAGAGCCCAGGCUGGGGCCAGGAGCUGAUGGGGAUGCUGCAGACCCCAUCGACCCCAGAGACUCCAAACUUGCCCUCCAUGGGGAGGCCAGCGGGAAGCAGCACGAGCCGCUUGUCUUCUUCUUGGACAUGAUGCAUCGCCAUAAAGAGGGCAGUGGCAAACAGAAGCUGAAGCAGAUUAGCAAGGCCAGCAGCGAGCCAGCCAGGAGGCCUGAGGAGACCCUCAGAGCCACCGAGGGGCAGCCCAGACCCCGGGCCCAGACCGAGCCAAAGGCUAAAGUGGUUGAUCUCCCGUCCCUCGCUGAGCAGAAAAGAGAGGAGAGAAAGGUCAACAGCAACAACAACAACAAAAAGCAGCUGAACCACAUCAAGGAAGAAAAGUCCACCCCCGUCCCUGCUGAGCCCACCUCCCCUGGAGAGCACCAGCAGAACCACAAGCUGGUGCCGGCGGACUCUCCACAGCCCAAAGGCAAGAACAAGAAGAACAAGAAAAAGAAAGGAGACAGAGUCAGCAGUUCAAUUGAUGAUGUCUUUUUGCCUAAAGAUAUUGACCUCGACAGCGUGGAUAUGGAUGAGACAGAGAGGGAAGUGGAAUAUUUCAAAAGGUUCUGCUUGGAUUCCGCUAGACAGACGCGACAAAGACUGUCCAUCAACUGGUCUAAUUUUAGCUUGAAAAAAGCCACCUUUGCCGCCCACUGAAUGAGCACGCCUGCAGAGGGACGCGCAGGAGGCGGGCCAGGCUGCGCCCUCGCCAGCCCCCAGAGCUGCAGCCCUUGCCUGGGGCUGCAUGGGCAGGACACCGCAGCCUGACACCCCUGACUGGGAGCCUGCUGCCCGGCCUGCCUUGUUCGCUCGUGUGCGUGCCGUCUGUGAGUGAGACUUCGUCGACUGUAGCUCUGUGCCGUCGGAUUGGAACCCUAGUUCCCACCAGUUCCUCCUACCACCGCGGCCUCGGAGGCCUGGACCGUGGCCAGAGAUGAGUUUGCAUCAUCCACGUGGCUCUGUCGCCUCUGCAUCUCGCCCUGUCCUGUCAUCUGUCCAGCCAGGGUGUCAGCCGUCACUCAGCUCUCUCUCGUGUGCCCCUGUGCCCUGCCCGAGGCGGGCUGGGCGGGGCAGGCCUCCCGCGUUCUCCUCCACGAUCUACUGUUUCGGAGUGUACACGUCGCGCUGUUUGUGUUUGAUCCCCCGACUUGUAGCCAGCUUGUGUAAGAUCCCUUGCAGAAUGAGAAAGUUUAAAAACAAGAAACCCACCCAGUACUCACACCAUCAAGUCUGUUAUAGAGUGUACAACUGUAUUAACACGGAGGCCUGCCUGGCUACUUUUUUAACAUAUUGUUAAGUAAUAUUAAAAUCAUGUCUUUCUUUUUGAAAGAUGGAAUACAUUAGU
Molecule: messenger RNA, 5307 nt
Organism: Cynocephalus volans (Philippine flying lemur)
Lineage: Eukaryota; Metazoa; Chordata; Mammalia; Dermoptera; Cynocephalidae
Gene: FAM193A
Product: family with sequence similarity 193 member A
Exons: 21
Coding region: 84-4619 (1511 amino acids)
Source: RefSeq, a predicted model, not a curated record